AUGCUGGUAAAAGAUGAUACAAUAGUUGAAGUGUGGAAAGAUCCAUAUCCAGAAGAAAUGGCUCGUAUUACUACACUCGGUUAUCGUAUGCUCCUAUCAGCAUGCUGGUAUUUAAAUCUUAUAUCAUACGGCUCUGAUUGGGUAAGUUUGGUUUUCUUAAAAGAGAUCAAAUAUCAUGGAUUCUUCCAAUAUUUUAUGUUCCCUAUUAUAAAUGUGAUCCAUACAAUUUCAACGGUAGCAGCUUGGGAGCAGCUAGAGGCUUUCAUUGACAGGUCAUAGUUUCGUUAGCUUUUGAGGAUUCUAGAAAAGUUUGACUCGUAAUCUAGAGCGAGGUCAGUACGGAUCUAACACUUAAAGAGAAAAUUUUUCGUUAUAAACUGUUAUUAAAAAAUGGCUGCAAUGUAACGAUUCUAUAUUCUUGUAAUUCUUAGGUACAGAUGUACAAUUUAAAUUGGUAAGCGGCGGAGAAGAAUGUAAGCUCAUCGUGUACUUUCUGAUAAAUUAUUUAAUUAACUAUUGGUUUACUUGUACAGUGAUAUUCAGCACGACAGUCAGGAGGCAAACAAGAUAAAACGAGAAUCACCACAGAGUCAUAUGAAUGUGUUACUUUCGCAUAAUGGAGAUACGCUGGUCACCGGAUCCAGCUCACUUGAGUUGAGCUGGUCGCCAGAUACAGCUCAAAUGAGCGAGAGUUGGUUGAUCAGUUCCAAUUUAGCUGAACUGGAACUGUCGCAUACCUAAAUGAGAUAUGUUGAAAAUAGAGCACUGUUUUUGCAACGGAAGAUUGGUGAAGAUAAUAAAUUUUGUCACAAACUUACUUUAGAUCUACGUUAUUUCAAAAGAUUUUAUGCAUGCAGGUGUUGAAGUUAGUGAAGCAACUCCCAUUGAUGCGAUAUAAAUAUCUUUUUAUUUGGUUCUCUGCUGAUUAGUGUCCGUAACUGCGCACUUAAGUGGCGUGUAAGAACUUCAGUUUAGUAGACUAUCUGAUUGAAAGCGGAUCUGAGCUAACCGCAACACCUCUUGCUUGACAGCAGCACACAAAAUCUGCUGAAGUCCUUGCCGCCUCGGCGUUGUGUAGUGACCUACUGUAAUCCAGCGAAAAUCAAAACAGACUAAGCAGCAAAGCAAUAUUUUAUGCCUGGAAACAAGCGACUCAAAAGUGGCAUUGUUUAAAACAUUGACAUUCUUUGAAUUUUUUACGUUUCUUAUAAAACUAAGUAUAUUUAAUAUAAUUGAAAAACAUAUUUGUAAAAUCAUUUUACACAAAAAGCGAGCUUUCGAUACUUCACAGUAUCAUCAUCGUCAGGUUAAUAUGACUGUGAAUUUAGAAGAGAGAUGAUUAGAGUAACUUGGGGU
This is a messenger RNA of Didymodactylos carnosus, 1356 nucleotides long. The record is from the annotation of a GenBank genome assembly. NCBI's taxonomy places the organism in Eukaryota, Metazoa, Rotifera, Eurotatoria, Philodinida, Philodinidae.